This is a messenger RNA of Eubalaena glacialis (North Atlantic right whale), 939 nucleotides long. It is a transcript of the gene SDCBP2, whose product is annotated as syndecan binding protein 2. Gene Ontology annotation, cellular component: plasma membrane; cytoplasm. The transcript is spliced from 8 exons. Bases 64 to 939 code for a protein of 291 amino acids. Gene Ontology annotation, molecular function: protein binding. NCBI's taxonomy places the organism in Eukaryota, Metazoa, Chordata, Mammalia, Artiodactyla, Balaenidae. The record is from RefSeq and is a predicted model, not a curated record.
CCUCCUCUCAGCCCUCAGCCCUCCCCACCCUCUGUGCCCUGCAGCGUGUUCCAAAGAGCAGCCAUGUCCGCCCUGUACCCGUCUCUGGAGGACCUGAAGGUGGACCAAGCCAUGCAGGCCGAGGCCAGAGCCGUACCCAGGAUGCCCGCCCUGCUGGGGCAGGCAGCAGACUCCCAGCCUUCAGUUUUGUACCCAAACCUGGCAGAAUUGGAAAGUUAUAUGGGUCCUUCGUUCUCCAACCACGAAGUCCAGCAGAACCUGCCUCAGAUUCCAGAAGGUGCCAGUGCAGCGGUCUCGGGCCCCUCACCGGACCAGGUGGUGGCGCCGGUGUCCGGGAACAGCAUGGGCGUGCUGCCUGGGGAGGUCAAGCCUGCGGUGCGCGAGAUCCACCUGUGCAAGGACGAGCGCGGCAAGACGGGGCUGCGGCUGCGGGCCAUCGACAAGGGGCUCUUUGUGCAGCUGGUCCAGGCCAACACCCCCGCGUCCCUGGUGGGGCUGCACUUUGGGGACCAGAUCCUGCAGAUUGACGGGCGCAACUGUGUCGGGUGGAGCACAGACAAAGCCCACCGGGUGGUGAAGAAGGCGUCGGCUGAGAAGAUUGUCAUGGUUGUUCGGGACAGGCCAUUCCAGCGGACCGUCACCAUGCACAAGGACAGCACAGGCCACGUCGGCUUCGCCAUCAAGAAGGGGAAGGUCAUCUCUUUGGUCAAAGGGAGUUCUGCGGCCCGCAAUGGGCUCCUCAUCAACCACUACGUGUGCGAGGUGAACGGGCAGAACGUCAUUGGGCUGAAGGACAAAGAAGUCAUGGAGAUUCUGGCCAUAGCCGGGAACGUCAUCAACCUGGCCAUCAUCCCCACUGUGAUCUAUGAGCACAUGGUCAGAAAGUUGUCCCCAACCCUGCUCCACCACACCAUGGACCACUCCAUCCCUGACAUCUGA